This is a messenger RNA of Lytechinus pictus (painted urchin), 7881 nucleotides long. Its product is annotated as sorting nexin-27-like. Lineage: Eukaryota; Metazoa; Echinodermata; Echinoidea; Temnopleuroida; Toxopneustidae. The coding region runs from base 166 to 1896 and encodes 576 amino acids. The transcript is spliced from 12 exons. Gene Ontology annotation, molecular function: phosphatidylinositol-3-phosphate binding; protein binding. Gene Ontology annotation, cellular component: early endosome. Gene Ontology annotation, biological process: signal transduction; intracellular protein transport; regulation of DNA-templated transcription. The record is from RefSeq and is a predicted model, not a curated record.
GAAUACCGGUAUGGUACAGUACGGUACGCGUACGAUACCCGGCCGUAUACACUUCCUGAUGCGGUCACCAAAAGUUGACUUCAUCAGGUCAAGUUUUGUAUGUCUCUGUGUUGUUGGUUCUGAACUUCUGAUUUCCAAGCUAGACGAAAAACUGUUGAAGUUAUUAUGGCUGAUGACGAGCCAUCUGACAGCUCCAAGCGUUCAGAUAUUUACAACACACCUCGUGUUGUCACCAUCUGCAAGAGUGAGACGGGAUUUGGCUUCAAUGUACGGGGGCAAGUCAGCGAAGGUGGCCAGCUCAAAUCUAUCAAUGGCGAACUCUAUGCGCCUCUUCAACAUGUCAGCGCAGUGUUAGAAGGCGGGGCGGCCGAACGAGCAGGUAUCAUGAAGGGCGACCGGAUCUUGGAAGUAAAUAGCGUUGAUGUUGAAGGUGCUACUCACAAGUUUGUUGUGGACCUCAUCAAGCAGGGGGGCAAUGAACUUACGUUAACGGUCAUCUCUGUACCAAACUUCCGAGAGGAGAAGAAAGACUUGAGCGAUGAGUCGUCGGGGUACUCUUACUGCGACUACAGUGACAAACGACCUGUGCCUAUAACCAUACCAGACUACCAACACAUUACCAGUGAUGGAGAAAAAUAUGUGGUUUAUAAUAUCUACAUGGCAGGGAGAUUGCUGUGUUCCCACCGAUACAGUGAGUUUGCCAAUGUCCAUGCCAAGCUGAAGAGGGAGUUCAUCGACUACCAGUUUCCUAAGUUUCCGGGCAAGUGGCCCUUCACACUGUCCGACCAGCAACUAGACACAAGGCGAAGAAGUCUUGAGCAUUAUAUAGAAAAAGUGAGUGCCGUCAGGGUCAUUGGUGAGAGUGACAUCAUGCGUGACUUCCUCAGCACAGAGAUUGAUGACACUGAACCUGAGAGGUCGAGUCCAGAGCCUCCUAAAGUCCAGGUUGAGAUGAGGAUAAACCUUCCAGACAGGACAUCAGUCACGGUAACAGUCAGGAGGAACAACACUGCAGAUGAUGUAUAUAAUAGUCUAGUUCACAAGAUUGCCUUGGAUAAAGGGAUGAUCAAUUAUUUCUACCUGUUUGAAACCACUGAAAGUGGCUUUGAUCGGAAACUAUUAAGAACAGAGUUCCCUCACAACUUGUACAUUCAAAACUACUCCUCGGCCACGCCCAAUGAAAGCUGCAUAGCGAUGAGAAAAUGGGUCUUUGCGCCAACGCAAGAACUUCUAAUGAACCACGAUGAGAAAACCAUUUCAUUCCUAUUCUGGCAGGCGAUAAGCGACAUUUCACAGAAUCGGGUAAAAUGUCCGUCGGUAACGCUGUACGAACUGAAGGUUCAUCAGGAUAAAGAAAACAAAUUACAGUACUUAAAAAUUGCCAGAAGUCUUGAAGGUUACGGUAUGAUAGCAUUCCCUCAUUGUUCAUGUGAUGCUAAGAAGUCUGGUCAUGUGAUUCCUUCUGUUAGUUACAGGAGGUUUACGCUACAAGCUUGCAAGGAAGACGGAACUCUGGAGGCCCAAGCGCCUUCAUUUGAAUGGAAUGAAAUAACUCAAUACGAGACGGACGAGGAAGGAAUGGCAUUCUGUUUCGAGUACACCAAGCCAGGCAAGAAGCCGAGAUGGGUCAGAGUAUUUACUAAAUAUUUCGAAUUUCUAAAUGAGUGCUUCGCUAGGGUGCUAAAAGAAAGGGAAUGGUGCAGAGAAAACGAUCGUCAUGGCAAUGGACAACAACCAAACAAUCACAGAGAAGAGGAGGAGGAAGAUGAAGAAGAAGAGGAGGAGGAGGAAGAGGAGGAAGAAGAAGAGGAUGAUGAUGAAGAGGAGGAAGAGGAGGAAUUACAUAGAAGACCGGAACACAGAGACAUCAUAAAUGAAGAAGAUGAGGGCUUGUGACCUUUGACCUUCCAUUCAACCAAAGCAUUAUUUGCAAACCAACAGAGGACAGAUAAAACUAUAUAUGUAUACAAUAUAAAUAUAUAAAAAAGAAAGCUUUAUACAGGCAAGCAAAUCUUACAUAUCAUCUAACCAUUGAUAUGCUCUUUUUAUAACCAGUUAUUUUUAUACUCUGGACAUUUACUGAUGUUGUACACAGAAUAUGAUCUAUUAUUUUUACCAUGGUCUAUUAAGGGCUAAACAAAAUGGUAAUAAUGCAGAAAAUCUCAUGGUUUAGUUAGAUUAUAUUUUCCUCAGUAAUCAAAGAAAUAUGUAAUUAUGUAUGUUAUUUCUUUUGGUAGAAUAUGAAAUAUAUUUCCAUCCAGCUCUAUUUCUUUUAUAUCAGCUGUUUUAAAAUGCAGAUAUUUUGAUUGAGUGUCACAAUAUUUUGAAUAUGAGACUGUGCUCCUAUUCAAUCCAUACUCUUAUCAUUUUUUUUUCAAUCUUAACUUUUCUCUGAUUCUUAGAAUUUUGUUUUGAUAGAAAUUACCAUUAUUGAUCUUGAAUCCUUUCAUGAUUGCAUCCUUCUAGCCAGUGUCCUUCUGGCACACUGCCUGGUUGUCAUGGUAAAAUGAUUGGAGUAAACUUCCACUUCCAACAGUGUUUGGAGCAUUAGAACAGCAAUUCGAACUAAACUUAGGAUAAUGCUUAUAUUUGUAUUCAACUCUACUUCCUUACCUGAUCUUAGAUUUAGGUCUUCAAAUUAGGAUCAGAUUUAAGAAUACAAACCAUCGCUUCUGUUGCCAAAUGAUAUCUAACUACCUAUGGGAUUUGUAGUCAAUGCAAUCAAUUGUCGAAAAAUGAGUACAAUCAUUGCUAAGCUUUGUGUUACGGUCCCUGGGGCUCUUAACACAAAGUUAGUAAUUGAUUGCACAUUCUAAAGUCAUUGGUUCCACACAAUGAUAAGUUUGAUCAAUCAUACAUGACUUACCCUAGGGCCUGUAACCCAAAGCUUCGCAAUCAUCAUAGGGGCUAUUCCACGGUUACUCACGUUACAUUUGGAGACACACCUCGACUCAUACUUGGAGCUGUAACUUCAUUAUUAUUGAUAGGAACUAAACAUCUCUUUAUCACAACAUAGUACGCAGUCUGACUAUCCUUUGUAUAAAAACAAAACUUGGGAAAUUUCAUUAUGCUCCUGGCAAAUCUUUGAAAUGUGUCGGUUACUCAUGUUACAUGAUUUGGACAUGCAUAAAAUGAAAAGUGGACAUAAGUGAAAAGUGUCCUCAUGCAAGGCUUUUAUGAAAGUUGAUUAUAUCCAUUUCAAAGAAGUAUAUUAGGGAGACAAAUUUGGAUAUAAUUUAAAAAAUAAAGAACACAUUGUUUUUACUAGGGGUGCAGAUAAAGUGGUUACUCACGUUACGGUUCAGAUGGGCUACAUGUACAAAGACACAUUGAGCUCAUGUCCACCAACCUAUGGAAUUGCCCAUAGACUUAUCUUUCUAUGAUUUAUUACUUUGACUACAUUGUAAAAUCAAUCGUAAAAAUCAAGCGUUCGAUUAACCGCUAACUUUCGUGUUACUGGACCCUGAUUAUACAAUAUUUUGUACUAUUGACUUAAAUUUAAUGAAUUGGAAGAGAUUUCUGUAGUCCCAAGGGAUCAAAUUUUGGGCAGAGUAUUCCCUCGUGAAAACUGAAAGUUAAACCCAAUUGUGAAUCAGUUUUCACAAUUGUGUGAUGAUUAACAUUUUGUGAUAGGAAACAUUGCAGGCUGCACUCUCAUUUAUGUAAACAAAGUUGUCUGAUAUUGGGUUUCAAGGGAACAUGCAAGUUUGUUUUGGUAACAAAAAAUAUGUGUCAUUGGGUGAUUUUUACACAACAUUGCAUAAAAUUUACACAGGCAUGUUAUUUUGGGUGAUUUUUGCGCAAAACUGCAUGAAAUUUACACAGGCAUGUUAUUUUGGGUACCAAAAAAAUAUGUCAUUGUGUGAUUUUACACAACUUUGCAUAAAAUUUACACACGAUUUUACCCAACAACCAUAAAUGUUCCUCUUUAAUCUAAUAUUGUGUAAACCUUAUGUUUUAGAGUGAAGAAGAGUUUAAGUUAACAACUUAUCUUGGCUUGUCAUUAGAGGUGUAACCCAGCUCCUCCUAAUAUAAUUGGGGUAUCAUCAGAAAGAGAUCCGGUAAGGCUCUGACACAUCGUUCCAUGCAAGCCUCGCGGGUGAUUGCCCGCAGCAAAGUUUUGAGCAUGUUCAAAACUUUCAGAGCUUCCGGGGGCAACUACAUGUGAGAUACUGUCAAUGCGGGGGCCCUGUGAGCGACUUGUGGGUAGGAAAAAAUAUUUACCCGUAAGUCACGCACAAGGCUUGCAUGGAACGAUGUGAAAGGGCCUUCAAUAAGGUAGGCAGAUAUAUCACAUUAAAAUGUUAUCAGGACUGUUCUAAUGUUUAUAACUUGAGGAUAGUUAUGAAUACUUAUAUAACUGAGGGUAGUUAUGAAUACUUUUAUAACUGAGGAUAGUUAUGAAAUAAACUAAGGAUAGUUAUGAAUACUUUAUUUUUAUCAAUGAUGAGUAUUAGAAAUUUCCCUAAUAGAAAAAGGGGGUUUGGUAGCUCGAUCAUAACAGUGACUUGUAAACAUGCCAUUAUUUAAAAUUUUGUCACACUUAUAGUUGAAUCAUCUCUGUGUGGUGGUCAGCAAAGGCAUCCAUCCUGAUAUUGUGUUUCUUCAAGUCUUAUAGCUUGUACAGAGAUUUAUAGCAUGAUACAAGAGUCUGAUGAUUUGUUUCAUAUACUUGAAAACAGCUGAAUUCAAUACCAGUAUCUACUCUAAAUAUGUCAAUCUUUCAGUUGUGGAUAAGAAAAAUUGAUUUCAUUAUAGUAGAAAUCUGUUAAAUACUAACUGUCACUUUGCUAAACAAAGCAGAGUCUGACCAUUCAUUUCAAGGAACAUUAAUAUAUAUUUUUUGCCAGCCUAAAUCUACAUAUUGCUUUUGGGUUAUGUUUGUAUUUUUAAUUUGCUGUGAAUGUAAUUUGAUACAACUCAUUUUAUCCAUAUCAUUUUAUAGUACAUUUAUUUUCAAAGCUAUACAUAUGAAGUUAUAUUUCUUUUUGUAAAGCUAUAUUGAUUUUUGUGCUCAUUUUUCACCCUAAAGUUUUAAUUUAUGUAAUUAUUUUUACGUCUUUGGCUGUACAUCCUCCCUUCCCCCUUAGUAUGAUUUGCUUUCUAUUUUUUUAACGAUUCCCUAGUGAUUUUCAGCAAAAUUUAUGUUUCAAACUAAAAAAAUACCUCAAUUUAGAUGGUAAUUAUUGGUUGAUAUGACGGUAUGUAAGAUAUGACAAGUGAGUUGACUAAUUCCAACAACUGAGCUCAUAACAUCAGUCUGAUUACAUUUUUCAAAAUCAAUCAAUUUCACAUUGUAGGACAUCGUUUAUUACAGGUAUUCACAAGAAAUUUGAUUAUUCCUUCAUUGUGAUCAUGGUUUGAAACAUAUCAGUAUUUUUGUUUAGGUCUCAGCUUACCAGCAUAAACUGUUAAUAGGGCUGCGUAAUGAAAAAUAGAAAUGUACUCAGGAGAUUUAUAUGAUUUACAGUCCAGAAGGACACCAUUCUCUCACCAAGACUGCUUUUUUAAUAGAUAUUGUAAUAUCACAAUUUGGCACGAGACUGAUAUAUUACCAUUUUGGUCUUCAUCAGAUCCGAUGAAUGUUAAUAUAUCACUGUAGAAAUGUUCACAUAUUUGUGUCGUUUGGAUGAAAUUUGAGAUGAUUAUUUCAAUGCAGGCAUUGUAAUCAGAUUAUUUUGUGGUUUCCAUACAAAUGUGAUGUACAUGUAGUAUGCAGAAAAAUAAUGAAUUCUCUAUGUCCUUCAUAGUUAUUGUUAUUCAAAUAAAUGAAAUGUAGGAAUAUUUUUUUUCCCUCAGUAUUGAACAUUGUACUCAGACAUGCUAGUCUUCAUGCUUGUAUAAUUUCAGGCCUGGACAACUUCUCUUUUCACACAUUUUCUAGCUUUAUAUUGUACAUCACACAUGGGGCGUUAAUGUAUUCUGGCUUCUAUUCAGGACCCGUGAGUAAAACCGGCUGGCCUACCUGUGUACUGUAGUAUUUGCAAAAUGUUAGAUGUACUUUAAUUCUUUGCCGUGUGCAUCUAUGUACCUUGGUCUGAGGACAGUUGACCUAAUAAAAGUUGGUCUAAUUAAUUACUAUACUAUAAUUAUGGUCCAAUUAUUUGGUCUGAUAACCAAUUGAAUGAACAUCAUCAGAUGAUAAAUUUUCCUUAAUUUGUCUUUUGACCUUUGGGUCCAUUAAUAUUUUUUCUAAUCAUUCGACCAAGAGGCUACAAGGUACCUGACCAAAGUAGCAUCUACAGCUUUGCCAUGCAGGGAUUCAAGCAUGGCUUUUCCAGUCUCCCAUUGUUUCAUCUAUGGAAAAAUCGGAAGAUUGGAGAGGGAGAGAUGCCUAACUGGUUUCCCGAAAAACCUGUAGCAUUUAUCAUGCCACCAUCACACUUGCAAAACUGACUCUUUGUCUUUUCUUUUCUUAUGAAUACUGCACUUGAUCGCCUCAAAGAGGCUAUAAAGAUGGUACUCGCCUACUGAUGGUAUGUCAUUGGAAGCUAUGUCAUAUCUUUGGUCAGUCUGGAAUCACUUUCGUUGACUGCAGCGUUAGACAACAGACUUUAAUACUGGACAUUAUAUAAGAUGGUAAAUGCAUGAUGUAAAAGUAGCAAUUAGUCCAGGGCCCGGUUUGCAAUCAUUGGAAGCUAUGUCAUAUCUUUGGUCAGUCUGGAGUCACUUUCGUUGACUGUAGCGUUAGACAACAGACUUUAAUACUGGAAAUUAUAUAAGAUGGUAAAUGCAUGAUGUACAAGUAGCAAUUAGUCCAGGGCCCGGUUUGCAAAGAGUUAUGAUUGAUCCGAUCAAUAACAACUGUGGAAAGCCAGCAACCCCAACAUAUGGAAUGGAUACUCUUUUUAAUCAAAGUAUAUGAUGUAUAUAUACGCUUCCAUGCAUCAUUAUCUAGAUAAACCAGUUUGCUCCUCGUUUCCAAAUGAGUGUUAUGUACUUAUAUGCAGAAUUGAUGGAGGGAUUGAUUCAUGGAUUGAUGACAUCAAUGGAUUUCUUAGUUGAUCUUAAAUGGAUCAGUCACAUCACUUUGUAAGACAGGGCCCAGAUGGUGAUUAGAUGAAUUUGCUAAUGACAUGCAAUAAGACCGUAUGGGAUCAGACUAAAUGGGUAUUGAACCAAGUAUAAUGAGACAAAGUGGAAUUUAAACCAGGGUCCUGUAACGCAAAGGUUAGCGAUCGAUUUUCACGGUUGAUAUUACAUUGUAGUCAAAGCAAUCAAUCGUAAUGAUAUUAUUCUACGAUGAUAGCUAAGCUAAUACCUCAGUCACAUUUGCUCUACGGCGGGCGUACGGCGAGUCAAAAACAGCAGUUUUAUCCAUAUUUAUUCAAACCACCUAUAUGUAGCUGUUACAAAACAAAAUGUUAAAACGGCUGUUUUCGACUCGCUGUACGGCUGCCGUAGAGCAAAUGUGACGGAGGUAUUAGUUGUUACAUGCCCCUGACAAUCCUUGUAGAUGGCAGAACCCUUAUUCAUUCCUACUUGUCAUUCAUGUAAGUAAAUUGCCACUUGGUCUCAAGCCAGUUUAACCUAAUGAAUAUUUGGUCUAAUAUCCAUUUAACCAUUAUAUCUACUUUACAGUUAGGCUACCGAUUUUAUACGAUAUCCAUGUGGUUUAACAACACUUAGUCAACCUGUUUACGGAUCAUAUCUUCGUAUGACAAGUGCAAAAAAGCUAGAUGAAUUAGAAAUUUGACCAUCUGAUCAUUAGAUUAAAAAAGUUAGCCCAAGUGAAUAUUAGACCAAGUGAAAAUUGGACCACGUUGGUUAAGAAGAUAAUCUUGGAAUAAAACUAUAUGCUCGUAGUUCAUGUGAAUAUAGACCCAGUCAGAGAUACCCAAUUCUGUGUUGAUGAAGACAAUUUACUUAAUAAUUGCUCAA